UCUCAUUGGGCAUGGAGAUAGUGCUAGCCUGAGAAAUAUUUCCGUCCCGGGAGGAUAUUGUUUCCUUAGGGAUCCUCUUAGAUCCCAGCACUACGAGAUAAAUUUCUUUGCAAAAGACUUGAAGCUGCAAUGUCCUGUGCACGGCUUUCUUGGAAGUAAGGCCCAUAGAGGCCAGACGUCUCCCAGGACACUGAGUUAGGACCGAGGUUUAAUGGUGUAUUCCUAUACAUAUCUACUGAGAAGUAAACCCUCUUAAGCUACCAGGAACAUGUAUUAUUGAUAAUGGCUGUAUCUAGCUUGAUCCGAACCUUUGGGUCCCUUCUGCUGUCUUCAAGCCCUCGCUUCUUGCAGAUACCUGUGACUCCCAAGCCCAUCUGUCUUGUUGGCCAGCUCCAUGCAUACCGCGAAAUCAACACUUCUGCUGUUGUGUCUACUUGCAAUCCGCUGUGGAAAUGCAGGAUCAAGUAUACCACCAGGCCCAUUGGCAUGAAAAAGACAGGCGGACGAGAUCACACAGGUCGUAUCCGGGUGCAUGGAAUUGGAGGAGGGCAUAAGCAGCGCUACCGCAUGAUUGAUUUCCGAAGGCUGAAUUAUCAAGCCGGAGCAGAGACUGGUCCCUUCGAGGAGAAAGUGAUUCAGGUCCGGUAUGACCCAUGUAGAUCAGCUGACAUAGCUCUUGUGGCUGGACAGAAGCGGAAACGAUGGAUCAUUGCAACAGAAAACAUGAAGACUGGUGACAUCCUCAAAACUUCAGGUCAUAUUGGCAGGAUGGCAGUCUCUGCUAAUGAAGGAGAUGCCUAUCCAGUUGGGGCUCUACCAGUAGGGACCCUGAUCAACAACUUGGAGAGCCAUCCUGGGAAAGGAGCACAGUACAUUCGAGCAGCAGGCACCUGCGGUGUGAUACUAAAGAAAAUGAACAAAACAGUCGUAAUACAGUUGCCAUCCAAGAGGCAAAUGCAGGUGCUGGAGACUUGCAUAGCUACAGUGGGCCGAGUUUCUAAUGUUGACCAUAACAAGCGGAUAAUUGGGAAAGCUGGACGGAACCGGUGGUUAGGAAAGCGGCCCAGGAGUGGCCUGUGGCAACGCAAAGGGGGCUGGGCGGGCCGCAAGAUCAGACCCCUCCCACCCAUGAAGAGCUAUGUGAACCUGCCAAUAGCAUCUGCACAUAGUUGAUGUCCGGACCCUCAUUAUCAGCAGCUCUUUAUGAUUUUGUCAAUUAAACCUAUUCUCUUCGACAUACAAA
Messenger RNA from Rhineura floridana, 1243 nucleotides. It is a transcript of the gene MRPL2, whose product is annotated as mitochondrial ribosomal protein L2. The record is from RefSeq and is a predicted model, not a curated record. Gene Ontology annotation, molecular function: structural constituent of ribosome; RNA binding. Gene Ontology annotation, biological process: cytoplasmic translation. The coding region runs from base 283 to 1173 and encodes 296 amino acids. Lineage: Eukaryota; Metazoa; Chordata; Lepidosauria; Squamata; Rhineuridae. Gene Ontology annotation, cellular component: ribosome. The transcript is spliced from 8 exons.